Messenger RNA from Penicillium salamii, 549 nucleotides. The record is from the annotation of a GenBank genome assembly. Lineage: Eukaryota; Fungi; Ascomycota; Eurotiomycetes; Eurotiales; Aspergillaceae.
AUGCCUCCCCCAAACCCAGCCAACGACGAAGCUCACCAGCAGCUACUGAACACACUCGACAUCGCCCAUGCCCCCAAGUCAUUCCGCAACCACAAUUGGAAGCCUUCCCAGCGUCGAAACAAAAAUGUGAAGCAGAUGCUCUCUGAAAGUUCCAGGAAGGAAGCAUCAGUGAUGGCGACCCAAGCCAACUCGGGCGCAACCACACCAGGGACCUUCGGCGACGGCACACGAACUCCUGCUGAAGGUGCUGCACCAAACCUCUCACAAGCUACUCAGAACCUCUCUACUCUGGUCCUUGAAAAGAAUGCUCGGGCGACAAACCCGACCGGCCCUGCCGUGACCUACACCAACAUUGAAUCGGCACCCUCUUUCAAUCCUGCCUACCAACACCACUACUGCGAUAUCACCGGGUUGAGCGGCCAAUACACCGAUCCGAAGACGCGCUUGCGAUACCACGACAAGGAGAUUUUCAAGGUGAUUCGGACACUGGCUCAAGGCGUUCCCGAGAACUACUUGGAAGCCCGUGGAGCGCACACUAUCCUGAAGUAG